AGCCGUUGUUCGUGCGUUGUAAUGGCGAUUUAAAAUUCGCGCUGGACAAACGGUACGAUGUCUUUUAUGUGAAAUUCUCCGGAAAAACUAAACAUUUUGUGCUCGGUUUUGUUUCGAAAAUUCUGUUACCAUGUCCGACGAUAUCGAGGCAAUUAGUGUACGUGCAACACGGCUAAAUAAUUUGAUUUUGGGCCGUUCGGAAGCAACAUCGAAAAUACCGAAACAAGUAGCCAACGGUCUUUGCCGGGAAUCUCUUUUGGACACUCUGUGUUUGUUGUACGACGAAUGUAAUAAGGAUCAUCUGAAGAAAAAGGACAAAAAUGUUUACGAAUUCGUAAAGAAAUAUAAUUCUGUCAUCAAAGAGACGAACAAUUUACGGGUAAACAUCAACGAUUUCCGUGUCAAAACCUUGAUUGGCAAAGGCUACUUCGGCGAUGUGCACCUGGCCACGGAGAAAACCACCAACGAUGUGUAUGCCAUCAAAAAAAUUCUCAAGGGGAACGCUAUUACGACGUCACAGCUGAGAGAAGAGCGUGACAUAAUGGCAAUAGCCACAUCCGAAUGGAUCACAUCGCUACAGUAUGCGUUCCAGGACCAAAACCAUCUCUAUUUGGUCAUGGAAUAUCUUCCCGGUGGUGACCUGCUCAGCCUAAUGAUCCGACACGGUCCGUUCGAAGAGGAAUGGGCGAAAUUCUACAUUGCCGAAAUGACAUUGGCCAUUAAUGCUCUGCACACCAUGGGCUAUGUUCAUCGGGACAUCAAACCCGAAAACAUUUGUCUCGAUCGGUUCGGUCAUUUAAAGUUGGCCGAUUUCGGCAACGCACUUCAACUGAACAAAGACGGCAAUGCGAUCACCAUAUCACCGGUCGGUACACCGGAUUACAUCGCACCGGAAUUGCUGCAAACGUUCACCAAUGCCAAAUUGACCAAGUCCAUUCACGGUGUGAGUACAAUCGGUUCCGGUUCAAGCCAAUGUCCAAAUCAAGACAAUAUUAAAGAAGAAGACGAACAAUUUCAGAUAUCGUGCGACUAUUGGUCGAUGGGUGUCAUCGCCUAUGAAAUGUUGACGGAGGUGACACCAUUUCAUAACGACGAUGUCAAUCAGACAUACAAUAACAUCAUGAAUUUCGGCGAUUUUCGCGCAGCCGAAAAACUCACCUUUCCCGAUGGUUUCACCGUUUCGCCCAAAUUUGCCAGUUUAGUCGACGGCCUAGUGACGGAUGCAUCAAAACGACUGUCGUACAAGCAAAUUGUCAAACAUCCAUUCUUCGACGGAAUCGAUUGGACCAAUUUGCGCCGAGAGGUGCCACCCAUCAUCCCGACCAUAUCGAAUGAAGAGGAUGUAUCCAAUUUCGAGGGAGUCGACAGGAAAGGACGUCAGAGCACGUACAACAAGGCCAGACCGAACACUACGUGCAAAGGGAACGAAUUUUCCGGUCAAAACUUGCCGUAUCUCGGUUACAGUUACGUCAAUCCGCAGACAACUGAUUCGAUGUUGCCGGUGCGGAAUCAAUCGUCGGAAAAUUUGACCAUUCGAAUCAAAGAACUGGAACGUACCAUCGAUGAGCAUGUGAAGCACAUCAAGUCACUGCAACGGGAAGUGUUGGACGCUCAGCGUCAAAGUGCCCAGACUAAGUCUUUGGAAAAGAUUCUGAUGGAAGCGAAGAUGGAAUUGACCUCACUGAAGAAGCAACUGGAAGAGAAGACUGCCGAAUCGGCUUCGUUCAAGACCGAAGUGAAAACGUUGAAGAGUUCGCUGAAAAUUGAAGAGCAACAUCGACUGAAGAAGGACAACGAAAUUGCAUCGUUGCUGAAUUCCACUUAUCAAAAGUGGGAAAAGGCCAAGUUUGCAUCGGAGAAAAGUUACGAGGAUCGACUGGCUCAAAACACCACCGAGAUCAUCAGCCUAACCAAAAAUCUGACGGCUCGGGAAAGUGAAUUGAAUUCGAAGGUCGACGAAUGCAAGCAUUUGCAGAGUCGCGUGGAGAAGUAUCAGGAAUUGUUGAAAGCCUCCAAGCAACAGAACCUAGAGGACAAAGCCGAAUUCGAUCGGAAACAAUCGCAAGUCAUUGACGGCUACGAGACAAAGAUUCGCGAACUGAAGAACAAAUUGAAAAACGAGAAACAGGCCAAGCAAUCCACAUCGGACGAACUACGUGAGGUGCGCAAAAAUUUGGACGACAGCAUCUGUUCGGCAAACAGUAUUACACACUCGAAAAUAGUGUCCGACCGCACCACCGACGAAAUUAAGUCUCGCAUGAAUCGCCAGAUCGAGGAAAAUAAGGCACUGCGCGAGGAGAAGGUGAACGUUGAACGGAAAAUGGAAGAGCUGCAAAAGAAAUGUGACGAAUAUUCGAACGAGCUGAAUCGCAUGCGUAUGGAACAAAUUACGCCCAAUCGUAUGUCGGAUGGCGGAAGUGAACAUUUCUGCAGUGUUCGCGGCAGUUUGGAGAGUUUGAGUGGCGUCGAAGAAUUGACCAAACAGUUGGCAGCAUCGCAAGAAAACGAGGAUUUGCUGCGUCAACGGGCUGAACGAUUGGAGCAGGUUGUGUCGCGAUUCGAAUUGGCCGUCAGCAAUCUCGAACAGCCGAAAUCAGCCGAAAAUUUGUUGGAACGUCAAAACGAGAAACUCGAAGGGGAGUUGAACACGGUACGUGAGCAGGCGAUUUUAGAGCGUCAAGCAUCACGCACAGCAUUUUUGUCGCUGUACAAAUUGGAGAAACAGGUGGAAGAUUUGAAUUCCGAGAAGAAGAAACAACACGCCGAAUUGGAAAAAGCCGACAAGAAUUUGAAACGGAUGCGCGACGAGAAGGACGACAUCCAAGUUCAAUUACGAGACGCACGGGCAACCAUUCGUUUGAAAGAGAGUCGCAUCACCGAGCUGCAGUCCGAAAUUCAAAAUUUGAAGGACGACCUGAAGAAAGAGCACGAGAUGUGGGAGAAGGCUGAACUCGAACGAAUGAAAGAAAAAUCGGAAAUUAUCGAACACGUGUCCAACGUGCACAAAUUACAGGAAAAGUUGGACGAGGAGAAACGUAAACUGAAUACUGUGAGCCAGCGCAACACCACAUUAGACUUCGACUAUAAACGCCUGCUGAAAGAACGUUCCAGCCUGAGCGACGAAUUAGCACAAUCCAAUGAGUAUGCCAACAAGCUGGAGUCCGAAUUGAAUGUGGUCAAACGAAAUUUCGAGAUGUUGAAGCACACCUGCACGAUCAUGAACGCUCAACUGGAUGAGCUGCAAGCGAUGUACAAAACCGAAGUGGAAAACAAUAAGUCGCUCUGCGAGAAAAGUGACAAUCUGUGGUCUCAGGUGAAGGGGCACCACGAUGAGUUCAAGAAACUACGAACCAAGUUGAACGAAUCGCAAUCGCUGAAGGACGCCGCUGAAUUCAAAUGCAAACAACUGACCGAGGAACUGGAACGAGCCCAGGAUAAAGGUGAUGUACAGCACCAGAAAAUGGUCAGCCAACAGGAGGAGUUAAUUGCAAAGACGAAAAUGUUGUUCGAGGUGCAAGAGGAAUUGGAGGUCGUGUCGACUGAAAAGUCAAAUCUGCAACGACUCGCCGAGAACAAGGCGUCGGAGCUGCACAUUUUAAAGGAGGAAAACACCAGAAUUCUCACCGACUUGUAUACGACGAAGGAGGAGCUGAACAAUUUGACCAUUGAACGAAAGGAGAUCAAAAACGAAAUGAAUUUGAUGAAACAAGAGCUGGAACAGUUGAAUGGAACGUUAAUCGAACAGAAGAACUACUACACACAGCGCGUCAUCAAGGCUGAAGCAAUUCAAGCUCAAUUCGAAAAGCUGAGCGAAUACUUGCAGAAGAAGGUCGAAGAACUGUCCGCGAAGAAGAAGAAAAGCUUUGCCGAGGUACUGUUCGGAACAAACAACAGUUCAAAGAAGGAAAACAUACCCAUCGACGGUACCCUGCAUACCAUCCGCGAAGAGCUGAAACGCGAACGUGCCCGAUCCAACCAAUUGAAAGAGCAGUUACUCCAAGCCAAAACGGAAAUUCGUACAAAAGAUGCGCAGGCCAAUGUCGUCGAAAAGACUGCAGUUCGUGACACAACCAGCAAUGCUUCGACAAAAACCCCGAGAAUCGAAGCGGAAUCGUUCCAACGAACCGCGUCGAAACGAAAGUCUUUCCAGGCGCAUCGCUUCGAAAUGUCGUUGGAAAGCAAUGCCGCUGAUUGUCAGUUUCUGAUAUGCAUGGCAUGCGACAAGCCGAUAUUGAUUGGCUCACCGUAUUGGCAUUGCAAGGAGUGUAAUUCGUCUGUUCAUCGGAAGUGUCGCAGUGAUGUGAAACGAUCGUGUGACGGAGAGGACAUGCCCACAGUUUUCAAUCAAUUGGUUGCUGAACGAGACGCAUCCAGCGAUGUGGUCAGCGUUAGCGAAUCAGAAAGUUCCGAAGCAGGUGACUACAACGGUCAGUUGGUAUUGAAAACGAAAAAUCUUCACACUCCGGUGGUGGUGAAUUGUGUCUAUCAGGUUACCGGCGAUGUUCUCUUGCUCGGGUGCGACAAUGGUCUCUACUCCUACAAUCAACAAUCUUGCCAAUUUACUCACAUCACGGGCAUCGAUAGCGUCAACUACAUGACCAUCAAUGCGAACAUAACAAAGUGUGUCCUGAUCGGAUCUAAUGGCGAUACACUGAACCAAUGCGACACACGUCAGUUAUUCAACCGUGCCCAGGCAUCACAAAGUUUGAAACCAAAACUGGACACAACACCGCUCGAAAUCACAUUCGCUAAUCGAAUCGUAACGGAACGAUGGCACUACGCAACUUUAAACGGAUGCAACGACAAACCAUCCGAAUCGUUACUCAUUGCCUGCACAUCUGCCCGUAUCGUUGUCAUGCGUUUCGAUACAAUGCUGGACCGAUUUAAACCAGUUUGUGCACUGGACACCGCCGCACCGGUUACAUCGAUUUUAUUCACCCAGCAUUCGGCCAUCGUCAGUUCGGACAAAUACUUUGAAAUCGACCUGGGCUCGUUGGUGGCCGAAGAAUUCCUCAACGAAUCCGAUCGCGUUGCUGCUUCGACGAAAAAUUGCAAACCAAUGUCAGCGCACCGGAUCAACCAGCACGAGUUCCUGUUGUGCUUCGAAGAGUUUGGCAUAUUUGUCGAUGAUUAUGGCAGUCGUUCGCGACCGACCGAAUUGAAUUGGGCGAAUCGUCCGUGCGGAUUUAUGUACCGUGAGCCGUUGCUGUUUGUGGCGUACAGUGACAUGGUGCAAAUCAUCCGAAUAAAUAAAACGCAUUCAAAGGAAAGUGAGGCACGGCGUAAAGUUGAUGACGGCAUGCUGGACGAAGUUCGGAAAUUUUUGCAUUUUAAUGCACCGAAGUUGGUUGGUGAUUCGGUGGAUCAGCUGAGCAUAUUCGUAUUGACCAAAUCCGAGUUGAGUGAUAGUGGUCAGCAUUUGAUACAUUUGGAUGGUGUUAAAGCUCUCAAAUCGAUCAGCAAUUCGUUGGACACUUUGGUAUCGACGUCAAGUAUGACCAGCGUGCCGGUGGAAUUGGCCAGCAGUAUGGAAACAUUCAAUAGCACUGAAUGAGGGGUGGUGGUUUGUCUAUGACUUUUUGAUAAUUUUUUCUCCCCGCAUUUUAACUUACGUUUUAUGUUAUUUAUUCAUAAACUAGUUGUGGCAGUGGACGAUAAAUUUGAAAAAUUUGAAAUUUCUUUUUUUUUUGCAUGGCCAGUUGUCGUUGUCCAUAUUUAAUGAUGGAGAUGUUGAAAGUUUUUUUUCAUUUUCUUACAUCAACAA
Molecule: messenger RNA, 5764 nt
Organism: Bradysia coprophila
Lineage: Eukaryota; Metazoa; Arthropoda; Insecta; Diptera; Sciaridae
Gene: sti
Product: citron rho-interacting kinase sticky
Biological process (GO): peptidyl-threonine phosphorylation; mitotic cytokinesis; actomyosin structure organization
Cellular component (GO): actin cytoskeleton; cytoplasm
Molecular function (GO): ATP binding; protein binding; protein serine/threonine kinase activity
Source: RefSeq, a predicted model, not a curated record